Molecule: messenger RNA, 153 nt
Organism: Alternaria burnsii
Lineage: Eukaryota; Fungi; Ascomycota; Dothideomycetes; Pleosporales; Pleosporaceae
Exons: 1
Coding region: 1-153 (50 amino acids)
Source: RefSeq, a predicted model, not a curated record
AUGCCCGAUCCUCUUCCCCAGGGCUACUCUGGACCCUGCGCCAAAGACAACUGUGGUGUUAGCGGCCAGGUAUGCUCAGGAGGCGCUAUCUGUGUGGGGUGGCCAAGCGUGGAUCCUGCCAAGAGGAAAGGAUGCACUUGCAGCCGUGGUUAG